Messenger RNA from Hippocampus comes (tiger tail seahorse), 2573 nucleotides. It is a transcript of the gene lsg1, whose product is annotated as large 60S subunit nuclear export GTPase 1. NCBI's taxonomy places the organism in Eukaryota, Metazoa, Chordata, Actinopteri, Syngnathiformes, Syngnathidae. Gene Ontology annotation, cellular component: cytosol. Gene Ontology annotation, biological process: ribosomal subunit export from nucleus. The transcript is spliced from 14 exons. Gene Ontology annotation, molecular function: GTPase activity; GTP binding. Bases 291 to 2192 code for a protein of 633 amino acids. The record is from RefSeq and is a predicted model, not a curated record.
AACGUUCCAAAAAAACUAUGUAACUCAAGUCGGCUACAACAUACAUUAAUCAGAUUAAACUUUAUUUACAAUAUUAGUGGCUUUAUCGUACACGAAUAAAUUAUUGCUUGGAAUACGGGGUUAUACAAAAUCGAAGCUGUCAUUGGCAAACCUUUACCGAAUUGGUAUAUUCCUUUUCCGGUUAUUCCAACAACAACCCAGUGCACAUGUACCUCCGUCGGUGACUUUUCGUGAUUUUAUAGCCAGAUAAGUACAUUGCUGUGGGUUGAAGUGAUUCUAUAAAAGGUGUUAUGGGUAAGAAGAAGGCUGGAGGAGGAGGAUCACUCGGCAGAUCUCUGAUUAAAGAAAGACUUCAGAGAGGACGAGGCAACAAGAGGGGCGACACAUGGCUUCACACCAGUGAGCUGAAUGACGGCUAUGACUGGGGACGGUUGAACCUGCAGUCGGUGACUGAACAAAGUUCCAUGGAUGACUUUUUGGCUACUGCAGAACUAGCAGGAACAGAGUUCGUAGCUGAGAAACUCAACAUCAAGUUUGUACCAGCAGAAGCUAGAGCAGGCUUAUUGACAGCUGAGGAGAAAAAGAGGCUGAAGAACCUUCAUGAAGACAACAAGCAUUUUCUCAGAAUCCCUCGACGCCCCCACUGGGAUGAAAGCACCAGCCCCGAGGCAUUGCAGCUGGCAGAAAAGGACAGUUUCCUGGAGUGGAGAAGACAACUUGCACAGCUGGAAGAGGAACAGAAGUUGUGUCUUACUCCGUUUGAGAGGAAUCUGGAGUUCUGGAGGCAGUUGUGGAGAGUCAUUGAGAGGAGUGACGUUGUUGUGCAGAUCGUGGAUGCCAGAAAUCCAUCAUUGUUCAGAUGUCCUGACCUGGAGUUAUAUGUAAAAGAGGUGUCAGAGAAUAAGGUGAACAUGCUGCUGGUGAAUAAGGCGGACCUGCUGACCAGGCAGCAGAGGCGAGCCUGGGCCAGACACUUUGAGAAAGAAGGCUUGAGGGCAGUGUUUUGGUCCGCCCUUGCUGAAAGUGAUAGGUUGGAUGCAGAAGAAAAGGGCAUGGAGGUAGAGCAGCCAGAAUCUGAAGAGAGUGACCGAGAAGAUGGAGCACAACCAGACAAUGAAGAUUCGAGGCUAAAGGAGGCAGAUGACAAGAAUGAGGAGGGAGAGGAGAGUGAUCACUGGGAAGAGCUGCGGGAAAGCGUAACUGUCGAGGAGGAGGAGUGGUUUACUGCCUCAGAAGAUGAGGGGCAUGAAGAGGAAGAUAUUGUUUGGAAAUCCAAUGAGACCCCUUUCCGUAAUUCCACUCGCCUGUUGCACAAGGACGAGUUGUUGGAGAUGUUCAAGAUGGUUCACAAUAGGCCCAGAUGUAAAGAGGGACAACUUACAGUCGGAUUGGUCGGUUAUCCGAAUGUGGGCAAGAGUUCAACUAUCAAUACCAUUUUAAGAAACAAAAAAGUGUCGGUCUCUGCAACCCCUGGACACACGAAGCACUUUCAGACUUUGUUUGUGGAGCCAGGGCUGUGCCUGUGUGACUGCCCCGGUCUAGUUAUGCCCUCCUUUGUCUCCACCAAAGCUGAUAUGAUCUGCUGCGGGAUUCUGCCCAUUGACCAGAUGAGAGACCAUGUACCAGCAGUCUCUCUCGUCUGCCAGACGAUCCCUCGACAUGUACUGGAGGGCACGUAUGGUAUCAACAUCAUCAGGCCACGAGAGGAUGAAGACCCCGACAGACACCCCACCUCGGAGGAGCUGCUUAUGGCGUAUGGAUACAUGAGAGGCUUUAUGACAUCGCACGGACAGCCUGAUCAGCCCAGAUCUGCCCGCUACAUCCUGAAGGAUUAUGUCAAUGGAAAACUUCUAUACUGCCAUCCUCCUCCUCACAUAGAGGCUGAGGACUUCCAGCCACAGCACAGCAAAUUCCAAAGAAAUGAUUUGGACAACUGUGACCCUUCUUCGACCAAUAACACAGGAAAAAUUAAGAGAAUUGAAAAUAUGGUGGACAAGAACUUCUUUCAUGCAGAGAAUGUACGAGCACUCUCUAAAGGAGUCCAAGGUUUCAUGGGCUACAAACCAGGCAGCGGAAUCGUGGCACCUGGAAAAGCCGGAACAGAGACCAUGUUGGGAAAACCUUGGAAGAAACACGGCAACAGGAACAAGAAGGAAAAAGUGCGUCGGCUGAACAAGCAUCUUGAUGCCUGAAGCUCUAAUCUCAAAUAGAGAAUAAUCCAAACAGACUAGACAAACACUCAAAACUGUGCCAUUAACAAAUUAAUGGUGAACAAAAUCUGUGAAUUUUAAGGCCUCUUAAUCCUGAAGAUGCUUUGAUAUUAUCUUUGGCAUGCGUCAUCUAUAAUGGACCGCUAUGGUUUGUUCGUCACCCUAUGGAAUACAUUCCAUCAACUGGAUCAUCAGUUACAAAUCAGAGCACUAAGAUCAUGACUAAUAAUCAUCAUGUCCGAAUUGUUACAGUAAGCAGAAAUCUCAAUUCCAAACAUACAUCACCCCACGUGCAUUGUACAGAACUCUCAACAAAUAUGAUGUAUGUUCCAAAUCAGUGUUUUGGAUAAAAUUAUGAAACUA